GAAUGGGAAUGUGGAGAAUUAUACUUUGAAACAAAUAUGCAGAACGUGCAACCAAGAAGUGCCUCUGCACAUGCUUUCAAGCCACCGAAAACAGUGCAACACCAGUGUCACUGCAACAAUGACAAGCUCCGGCAAUAUGUUGACUUCACGCUGUAAUAACUCCAGAUGCAUCAACGAGGUGUUUUCCAGCCACCAACACCACUCUUCCACAGGUGCGUACUCACAACAGUAAGUUUUCCUCUUCCUCCGUUUCUCUCAUCCAACGUUAGUAUUCGUCUAAUAUUCCACCUAUAAGGUCGUCGAUAUCUUCCUUUGCAUAGAUCUGUAAUCCAAGCAAGAGAGAGAGAGAGCAAUACAGCGAUCCAAACAGCGUAUCCGGCGAGCCCAACUCGGCGCUACGAUACACAACAACACACCGCAACAACAACCAAGACUGUGAUUUACGUUGUUCUAAAAUACUCUCCUGGUGUCCCUUUCGUCCAAUCACCCGGCGCUCCUCUUAAUAACUGCCAGCUGUGUAUGAUUUGGCUGAUUUCAGCGUUCGCGACGCUACCGGAUGUCCGGUGUCUUCUCUUACCGGUCCGGGUGGAAACAUCCGGGCGGAACCAAACUUUCCCAAUCUUUGGUUCCGCCCAAAAGAUCGUCACCCCUGUGACAUAUACAAUUUAAAAUAUUACUAAUCACCUACAAAGCCUUAAAUGGCCUAGCACCCUCAUAUCUUAGAGAAUUAUUAUCAGAAUACAAUCCAUCACGUGCAUGGCCUCUUAAUUAUCCCUAAAAUAUCAAAAGUGUCUAAAGGUGGCAGAUCCUUUUCCUACUUAGCCCCUAAGCUAUGGAAUGAUUUACCAACCGACGUCUGAAAAUCAGAGACAGUAGAUAACUUUAAAUCUAGACUUAAAACUUUUCUCUUUAACAAGGCUUUCAAAUAGUUGUUUUAACAAUGGUACUUAUCUCCUAAUAGCUAGCUUGUACAACCUAAUAAAUAAAUAAAUUAAUUAAUGAAUAAAUUAAAACCUUUUUUUUCGUCAACACUUCAAAGCAUGGUAAAUCUCAUUAAUACUCUUUAGUAAUAUGCUGAAACUUUGAAUUGGUUUUCGACUGAGUCUUAACUGCCAAAUAUGGCCGGCUUGCAAUUUUGGCCUUUUCCCACGACCUUAAAAUAGUAUGUCAUACAGAACCGUUUGCCACUGUACGUUAGCAUUAACGACGGCAGUGGGGCCUCUGGCCUUAGUCAAACGAGUUCUGUUUCCGUUUCUAAAAUCAUUAACUAUAUGUAAUACACUUAACCAGCAAUAGUUAGCCUGUCCGGAACCGAGCUGACUAAAACCACAUUACUGUGUGACACUUGUUUUCUAUGUGAACGGCCCCUACGCUAAUAAGAUUUUGUGUCUCUCUCCCUGUCUCGUCCUUGAUCCCGAGGACGAGACAAACAGAUCCAGUUCCGGUACAUGUGAAAGUCGGCACACAACUGAUCUACUAGCUGUUCUUCAACGUGAUGUCCAGCUGAUGCCUGACCAAAGACCACCGGCAGAACCCGCUUAAUCUCCGCUUAAUCUCCGCUCAAUCUCCUUCCGUUUCAAUGUGUAUAUAUAUAUAUAUAUACCUCCCAAGGGUUUUUUCCUCCUAUGACUUUUUUUACUUCCCCGGCUAAAAUUCCGGGGUUUUUUUCUCCUAGGGGGUUUUUCAACCCGGGGAGGCAGCCUUUUUGGGCUUAACUUCUAUACGUUACAUUAGUAAUACGUUUGUUUAUAAUGUUGAUUUAUAGCCGUAGCAAAUUUAACUGCUUGUGCUAUCGUUUAUUAUGUUGUGCUAUCUGUCGUUUUUCUGUGCUUUUCACUGCAUCUAUUAUGUAAAGCUGCUUUGAUACAAUUACCAAAUUGUGAAAAGCGCUAUAUAAAUAAAAUUGAAUUGAAUUGAAUUGAAUUUACGGUAUGUUGCUCAGUAAGUCACCUUUAUGCCAAGUUGCCAUGACUGUUACGGUCCGUGUUGGCAUUGGAUUGGAUUGUACUCACUGACUUCUACAAUAUUUAAUCUGGCCAUUUUCGCCAAUAUCGGUCUAAUAUUGACAUACCAUAUAAGAUCGGCCUAUCCCUAGUUUUAUGUAGAGGUCGACCGAUAUGCUUUUUCUCUGGCCGAUGCCGAUUUUUUAGAAAUCAGGGCAGCCGAUGGCCAAUAUGUUUGGCCAAUUUUCUAUAUGUACAUAAUAAUCAAAAUGUUCUCAUCAUUAUUAGCAGAUAUUUUAAAUGCAAAAAUGUCACUAUUUAAGUCAAAGCAUUUAAAAAUAUAUGACUGGUCUUUCUGAAGAGUUUUACAACCUCCCCUGCAACAUGCAUUUAUCAGACACGGAUAUUACCUGACACUCUACUGUCAUCAUCUUUGAUCAGUUUUUUACCAUGGCUUUUAUUGCUUUGUAGGAUAAAAUCCUUAUUUGGUAGACCUGAUAAAAUAUUUAUUCAUCAUAAAGUUAACAUAGUAAAUGUCUGUUUUUUAGUUGAGACUGUUAUUUAGGGCAAAUCUUUCUAAACACAUUUACAUCCUCAUUUCUGAGGCGCUAUAAGUCACUGUGUUGACAGUGACGUCUUGUGAGUUUAGUGUUGGGACAGAUCUGUUGUUUCAACCUUUCAUUCAAACGAAUCCGUUCAAAGGAGUCAGUUUGCGAAUCGGGCGCUGUGUUCUAAUCCAGGCUGAACAGCGCAAAACUGUAAACAAAGUGUUACUGUAACAACACGAAAAACAUUUCCUUUGUGGAUAUGAUUUGGUCUUCUGACCUUUCGCCAUCGAGUCAGUUUUGUUUUGAGUAAUAAAAGCAGGGAGACAGAAAGCGUGCGCGCGCAGCUCUUCUCUCUCUAUCACGCAAACAAAGAUCAUCAUCACUCAUUAAUCACAUGAAAUGAGCCUAAUCUUUGCACGGACAGUUCAUCACGAGACAUAAGCCCGUCGCGCUGUUGUACUGGCUGCUUAAUUCGCGCAAUCCCGCCAUCGUUUACUAAAGCUGUUUGUGAACAAGGCACGGCUGCACACACACGGGAGCGAUCUACUUGCAGCAAGAGGCAGCGUCACGAGUUCUACAACAGCGCUUAGGUGCCGCAGAUGCGCCUGCCUAUUAAUCUGUCUAUUUUUGCAGCAAAAUCGGCCAAAGCCGAUUUUUUUUAAAUAUGCCAAAAAUCGGCCAAUUAAUCGGCCGGCCGAUAAAUCGGUCGACCUCUAGUUUUGUGUACCAUGACAUAGGGGUGGGUGAUAUCUCGAUAUUCAAACUAUAUCGAUAUUUGUAAAACACAAUGUUGAUUUUAUGAUAUCGUAUAUAUCGAUAGAAUUUUUGUAUUUAAUUCUGAUUGCCUUCUCUGUGUGCUGUGCUCGCCUCCACCUCCUUGUUUUUGUUCCCCUCCCCACACACACACACAGGUUAGCAGUAGUCUCUCUCUCUCUCUCUCUCUCUCUCUCUCUCUCUCUCUCUCUCUCUCUCUCUCUCACUCACACUCACACUCACACUCACACUCACACUCACACUCACACUCACACUCACACUCACACACACACUCACACACACACUCACACACACACUCACACACACACUCACACACACACUCACACACACUCACACACACACUCACACACACACACACACACACACACACAAAUUGUCUUAUUUUAUAGUUAAAUUAUAAUUUUUGUAUAUAUUUUUUUAAAUGCUGCAGAAGCACUUUGUUCCUACGUGAACUACCUCUUUGCACUUUAAUAAAAAAAUACCUUGUGGAACUUUGCAUUUUUGUUUUGUAGUAGAUUGUUGAGGAGGGUAUGUUUCGUGAAAAGCCAUCUAGAUAUAUAUUGUUUAUCGAGAUAUAAUUUUCACUCCAUAUCGCCCAGCCCUACCAUGACAUUAGCUUGAAACAACAAGGCCUGUUCAUAAUAGCUUGUUUUUAUCAAAUUGAAACUUGUCCUGUAACACUGAGUUUGUUUAACCUUUUUCAUGAUACAGGCCCCUUAUCCACUCGUUUAACUCUGUUGAUGUGAUUGGUGACAUGUUUGUGAUGUAGGAAACUGAGGCGAUUUCAAAGCAUAAAAAUGAGACUGUUUUGUAAAUUCCAGUUCUUUUUCGUAAAAACGCUCUUGACAUUGUGUCACGAGCGGACGCUAUGGUUUCUUUGAAGCUUUACUGAACAACGCCUGGCCAAUGCCAACUAUAUAGCCCAUCUGUGCAGAAAAUAUCCAGAUUCUUUCGACUGAACAAACAGUAAAGGUGAUUUGAGCAGUAAUACAGUAGCUUAUGCAAUGUCUAGUUCCCUUCUCUUAGGUAUUCAAGGUUAAAAUGGUAACCACAGAUGUUUUAUGGAGAAGAUACUUAGUAAUGGAGUUAAAUUAUUAUUUUACACAUUACUUAAAGCAUAUCAAAGACAUCACAUAGGUGUCAGUGACAGAAGACAAUGGAGGCAGGAUUAAAAGUAAACAACAGUUGAGAUAAACGAUAAAUGCAAAUAAAUGAGAUUCCAGGUGCGCGCACACACUCACACACACUCACUCCAGAGCCGAAGAUGUAGAACAGGUAAUCCUAAAAUCCAAACUCUUCACAACAAUGAAAUGGUAAUCCUGUGAAGGGUAGAAUAGGUCAGGUUAGCCCACACAGCAUACAAGCGUAGCUAGCAUUGACGAGCGCGGACAUUGUGAACUUGAUUUUCACCACACAAGGAAAUUUAUGAAAUAAUGCAGUUUAUAAAACUCACUUGAAUAUGUUUUUAUUUGACAUGCAUGUAAUUAUAUCCACACAUGGGGAUUGUCUAAGUGUGCCCAUACUUUCCAAUUUAUCCCAACACAACUGCAUAUGUAUUAUAUUACCAUUACCAACUUUGCUUGUGUGUUCUUUUGUUUUAAUAAAGUACUCCAAAAACUGUGGAGGCCAACACAUGCUCAAUGAGGAUUUGUCUCAUGUUGAGUCACCAACAGAUGUUCAACUGUCAAAAAGCUAAACCAGUAAAGAUCUACAAAGUCCCCAAAAAUUUGGAUGCAAAUGGCUUUAAAGACCAUCUACGAAUAAUAUUUCCACAGCUAAAAACACAGAAUUUUGACCUUUGUAAGGUCAAUAGACAUAGAGUUGUAACCCCAGUGGAAAAUUUUACUCCCAAAGCCACUCGUUCAGGUGAAGUGAUGGGACGAUCAGCAGUAUAUAUUCGUCCUGAGCAUGACAUUCACAGUGAUAGUGACAGUGAUAGCAGUCAAGUGGUAGAUUUGGAUCCUGAGUAUGAUACGUCACAUGAGAUAGACACAUCUGCUCGUGAGGAUACUGAGGAUGAUACAUCACACGUGACUGACACAUCUGCUCGUGAGGACACUGAGGAUGAUACAUCACACGUGACCGACACAUCUGCUCGUGAGGACACUACCGAGGAUGAUACAUCACACGUGACCGACACAUCUGCUCGUGAGGACACUACCGAGGAUGAUACAUCAGACGUGGCAGACACACGUAACACUGAGGAAAAUAUGGACACAAUGGUUAAUUCUGUUGGGGAGAGUGGUGUAGUUACACAAUCAACCAGACAACAUCAAAUGGAAAGUCUUCAACAAAGACGUAACCUUAUUAUGGAACAGGAUGCAGCAUUCCAAAGAUCUUUGGAAACUGACAGACAGAAGACUCAGAGAGAGAGAGAGGCCCACCGCAUUGCUAAAUGUAUAGAGGAGGCAGAGAAGAGGCGUGUCGAUAUUGUGAAUCAGAGGAUGGCUGAGGCAGAAAUGGCUUCUGAAACAGGUGGUACUUCCUUUCAGUUCCGUUAUUCUGAUGGAAGUUAUCGUAGGAGGGAUUUCCAUCUUGACAGCCCUAUGCAGAGCCUAAUUUCUUUUGCUGGGGCUGUUCCUUCUGCAACAGAGGACUUUAAUUUAACUGCUCCAAGUCUUUUCUUACAACUUCACAGUCAGCAGACUGGAACCAUAAGAGAAAAUGGUUUGUUUGAGUCAACAACCAUAUUUAUUCACUGGAUAAAUGGUGGUCAGGUUAGUUAAUCUUAAGAAAUAAAAUUAUGCAAAUAAUGUUUUAUAAUGCUUACAUUUAUGCAAUACAAUGGUAAUACAAAUGGUUUGGAAAGUGUGAUAUUACUUUACUCAAAAACAAAACCAUCUGGGACUGCUCCGGCGCCGGCGCCUCCGUCUGGGACUGCGCCGGCGCCUCCGUCUGGGACUGCGCCGGCGCCUCCGUCUGGGACUGCGCCGCCGCCUCCGUCUGGGACUGCUCCGCCGCCUCCGUCUGGGACUGCUCCGCCGCCGGCGCCUCCGUUGGAUCUCCUCCACAGUCUCCUCUGUGGUAUGCUCCACCGUCUCCUCUGUGGUCUCCUCCGCGGUCUCUCUUAGGGUCUCCACGGUCUCCAUCACCCAUACCUCCAUGGUCUCCUUCACGCUCUACACUUUCUCAACAUUCUUCUCUGAGUCCUUUAGAUUCAAACAUAAAGGAUGUAUUACGCACUUUGCAUUCAAAUGUUCUUUUUCACGUGGCGCCACCAACAGCAAAUCGAAUUAACGUUGUGAGGACAGACAUUGUUGAAAGUGCUUUCCGAGCAUUUAAAAGAAAGCAAUUCAAUCCUAAAAUGAGACUUGAUGUUGUGUUCGUUGACACCUGUGGUCUAGGUGAAGGGGCUGUGGACAAUGGUGGACCCACCAGGGAAUUUUUGACCCUGGUACUGAGAGAUCUAUUGAAUUCGCAUUUCUUUGUUGGGCCGGCAUCUGUGAAAAAUCUAGGGCUAGACUCUAUAGGACUCAGCAGAGGCACCUACCGAAUUGUUGGUAUGAUAUUAUCUGUCUGCUUAGUUCAUGGAGGACUCGGACCCCCUGUUUUUUCUAAUAGACUACUCUGCCAACUGAUUGGAGAACCCAGCCCCCCUGUUGACAUCAUGGAGGUGGACGAUGCUGACCUUAGACAACAGUUACAAA
Messenger RNA from Misgurnus anguillicaudatus (oriental weatherfish), 6912 nucleotides. The record is from RefSeq and is a predicted model, not a curated record. Lineage: Eukaryota; Metazoa; Chordata; Actinopteri; Cypriniformes; Cobitidae.